Molecule: messenger RNA, 1037 nt
Organism: Rubroshorea leprosula
Lineage: Eukaryota; Viridiplantae; Streptophyta; Magnoliopsida; Malvales; Dipterocarpaceae
Source: the annotation of a GenBank genome assembly
GUUUCUUUAGCAGCAGUUGAUGAUGGAAGGUGGCCACAACCUAAUUUCAAACAAAUCAACUUGACUUGAAGUUAAAUGGGUGGAUGAAUGGUGGGGAUCAAUUCAGGCAGGCUAUUGUAAAGCACGGCUGUGCUGAGUUUCUUAGUAGGUCUCGAAGAACGUAUCCUAAAGAGAAGUUGUGGAAUGGUCCAAUGAAUCCACCGGCAUGGUCAAACUCUUCUGUAUACUUUCAGCCUCUACCAGUUCAGGGACAAAGAAACCUGGUGUACUACUCAACUCUUCACAUAGACACGGUAAUCAGAAGAAGUUCACAAAGCAAGAAUGGGAAAGAUUUCACUCGAGAAUCAACCCAAAUAACUAUGGCAGAACUGGCAGCAACUCCAGAAUUCACUGACUGGGUCAUCGAGCGUGCAGACCGUAUAAAGCUCAUUUCAGAUGACAGUUCAGAUGAAGCAAUUGGGAGCAAAUCGAGUUCUAUAGACGAAGAAGCUGAAGAGAGCAGCAGUCAGUUUAGAUUCUUUAGUUGGAAACCAUGAAGUUCAAGAUAGCAUUAACCCGGGAAUUACACAAGAACAUGUUAAAUUAGCAUCAAAAUUUGGAAAUUUAGCAGUCAUUUGCCAAGUGCAAUCUCUGUGAGCAUUUAGCAUGACAUUUUCCAAAAAAUUAACUGACCACGUAAUGCAGAGGGUGAGACUGUUUACCAUUUGAUGUAACUUGAGUACUGUACAGACGAAGCCGGGAGAACUGCAGAAAUGGUUUUAUUUACUUUGCAAUGAAAAGUUUGUAUAUAUAUAAGAAUACACUUUUUUUAUGCUUCCAUUGUUCAUCCGUUUCAUUUAUUCUUCUUGCACUUUUGGUGGUUCUGCUUUAUUCCUUUAAUAUGUUUUGAUUGUAAUUAGUUCAUCUGCAGUAAUUCCAUUGUUUUUCAGCAUUAAUUAAUUUUGCUGAUUCAUACUCGCAAUUACUUCUGAUGAGUGCGAUUUCUUGAGUAGCAGCAAAAUAAGCAUAUUACUUGUAAAUAAAAUUUUUCUACUUUG